ACCCUCGUCACUGAUCUCUGUCCGCCAUCUUAAUCAACGCGGCGCUUUAUUCGUCUCGGAGUCUCUGACCUUUUUGAAAACACCGUAAUAUAAUCCGUUACAUAGUAAGCGUCAGAUCAAACUACACAUAUUCCAGAAUGCAGGCCGAAGAGCAAGGUGACUUCAGCACCGACGAGUUUCUAGAAGGCUCCAAAAUCAACGCCAGUAAAAACCAGCAGGACGACGGGAAGAUGUUCAUCGGUGGACUCAGUUGGGACACCAGCAAGAAAGACCUCACUGACUACCUGUCCAAGUUCGGAGAGGUCCUCGACUGCACCAUCAAAACAGACCCCAUGACGGGCCGCUCCAGGGGCUUCGGCUUCGUGCUCUUCAGAGACGCUGAGAGCGUUGAUAAGGUGCUGGAGCUGAAGGAGCACACGCUGGACGGGAAGCUGAUCGAUCCCAAGAGAGCCAAAGCCAUGAAGGGCAAGGAGCCGCCCAAGAAGGUGUUCGUCGGGGGUCUGAGUCCGGACACGUCUGAGGAACAGAUCCGCGAGUACUUCGGCGCAUAUGGGGAAAUUGAAAGCGUUGAGCUCCCCAUCGACACCAAGACAAACGAAAGGAGGGGUUUCUGCUUCGUGACGUAUGUUUUGGAGGAUCCCGUUCAGCAGCUGAUGGAGAACAGAUACCAUGAGAUUGGAUCGGGGAAGUGUGAGGUCAAAGUUGCGCAGCCUAAAGAGGUGUACAGACAGCAGCAGGGCCGAGCGGACCGGGGCUUCGGAGGAGGACGAGGGGGCUUCAGGGGCCGAGGAAGAGGACAGGGCCAGGGCUAUAAUCAAGGCUACAACAACUACUACGGCCAGAGCUACGGAGGCUACGGCGACGGAUACAACCAGGGCUACAACGGCUAUUCUGGCUAUGACUAUUCAGGAUACAACUAUCCAAAUUACGGCUAUGGACAAGGCUAUGAUGAUUACAGUGGUCAACAGAGCAGUUAUGGCAAGGCCUCGCGGGAAAGCGGUGCCCAUCAGAACAGCUACCAGCCGUAUUGACAAAGUGGCUAAACACGUUCAUGUUCAUGCGGGGACUUCAUUGCAGGCCGUGUGUCGCCUGACCACGUCAUUCUCUGGGCGUCGCACAUAGCGGGCAGAGAGCACGGCAUGCACGAGAAACGCUGUCCUGUGGUAUGGUCUCUUCAAACUUCCUGUACCAGCGUAAAACAAACACAAAGACAAAGGAGAUUCCCCCAUUUGCCUUAAGUUGUUGGUUUCCGUUAACUGUUCCAAAUGUGUUUCUUCCAGGACUUUAUUAACGUAACCUAAAAGUGAUUCAUAACUUCUCUUUUUUUCAAUUGUAGUGCUCUUGUGUUUCAGUUG
Carassius carassius (crucian carp) is the source of this 1355-nucleotide messenger RNA. RefSeq names its product heterogeneous nuclear ribonucleoprotein D-like. The record is from RefSeq and is a predicted model, not a curated record. Gene Ontology annotation, cellular component: nucleoplasm. Bases 138 to 1031 code for a protein of 297 amino acids. The transcript is spliced from 7 exons. Gene Ontology annotation, biological process: regulation of gene expression. NCBI's taxonomy places the organism in Eukaryota, Metazoa, Chordata, Actinopteri, Cypriniformes, Cyprinidae. Gene Ontology annotation, molecular function: poly(A) binding; poly(G) binding.